AUGCCUGUACUUGAGUCAAUGAUGCUUGGGGAGAAGACGGCUGUUGUUUUUGAUAUAGGUUCUGUGUACACAAAGUGCGGUUUCGCUGGAGAAACAGGACCCAGGUUUAUAAUUCCCACUGAAAUUACUUUGCCCACGGGUGUUAAACAAAGUCUCCUUUACAUUAAGGAAAAAGAUGAGAAAAAGCGGUUCCUGACAACAUUUCUCUACAAUAUGUACUAUCGACACUUAUUAGUGAAUCCAAAGGACCGUCGAGUUGUUGUAGUUGAAAGUGUACUUUGCCCAUCAUCAUCCCGUGAACUGUUGGCGGAUAUCUUAUUCAAUCAUUUUGAGGCGCCUUCUGUGCUUUUCGCUGCUUCACAUUUAAUGGCUUUGUUCACUCUAGGACUCUCUUCUGCUGUUGUUCUGGACUGUGGUUAUUUAGAUGCACAAGUCAUACCUGUCUAUGAAGGCUACACAUUACUGAAUGCCUGGCAGUCUGCGCAACUCGGUGCUAAAAGAAUCCAUGAAGACAUAAAGUGUUACCUAAGCGAGAAGGCUAAGUUAGUCGAUGUCAUUAAUGGGGAGUCGCAUUUUUCUCCGUGUCCAGAUUCUUUUGUGUCAGAACAUACUGUCGAAGAUAUAAAAGUCCGCACAUGUUUCGUUAGCCCACAAAGCAGGGCAAUGCAAUGGAAGGCGUGGCGAGAUGCAGUUGAACCCUCUGUCAAGAAACCUUCUUCACAUCAAGAAACAUUUCUUUUCCCUCUAGAUAGAUUAGGUGAUGAAAGGCCCAUCCAGGUUCCAUCAGAAGUCCGAGAGUUGGCAGUCGAGUGUUUGUUUUCUGGGGACAAUGAUCAAAUCACAGUCACCACACUAAUUUUAAGAUCCAUUUUGUUGGCUCCUAUCGACAUAAGAAGAAAUUUGGCAGAAAACAUUAUACUCAUUGGUGGUACAGUCAUGAUCCCUGGUUUCCUACCCCGUCUUCAAGAGGAACUCAAUUCACACCUGGAUCUCCCUGAGUUCUCUACACUACAAGCCUUAAAGGGGUCUUUUAAGUUUCAUACACCACCUGGUGAGGCAAAUUACAUAGGAUGGCUUGGUGGUGCUAUUUUCGGAGCAUUAGAAUGUCUACCGGGUCGUUCAUUAAGUCGGAUAAGUUAUUUAGAAAAUGGUAUAGUUCCUGAUUGGUGCACUCAAAUUGAUCAAACGCACAAGGAUCUCGAAAGACAAGAUACCACUCGUCAAUGA
Messenger RNA from Trichobilharzia regenti, 1227 nucleotides. The record is from the annotation of a GenBank genome assembly. Lineage: Eukaryota; Metazoa; Platyhelminthes; Trematoda; Strigeidida; Schistosomatidae.